Molecule: messenger RNA, 1161 nt
Organism: Podospora anserina S mat+
Lineage: Eukaryota; Fungi; Ascomycota; Sordariomycetes; Sordariales; Podosporaceae
Exons: 4
Coding region: 1-1161 (386 amino acids)
Biological process (GO): phospholipid catabolic process
Molecular function (GO): hydrolase activity, acting on ester bonds
Source: RefSeq, a predicted model, not a curated record
AUGCGCGCAUUAUUUUGGAUAUUUUUGCUUGGAUGCGCCUGCUGGGAGGCUGCACGCGCUGCCAGCUUAGUGCCAGGGAAGGCCUUUGAUCGUUUGAUCACGAUAUGGCUGGAGAAUCAGGACUAUGCCAAGGUUGUCUUGGAGCCUAGCAUCGCCGACCUGAAGAGGAAGGGCAUCUUGCUCACGAGGUUCUAUGCGCACACCCAUCCAUCCCAGCCAAACUACCUGGCCGCCAUCGGUGGGGAUUAUUGGGGCCUCGAUCACGAUGACAUGGUUCAUAUCCCUGAGAACGUCUCGACAGUGGUGGACUUGCUGGAUUACAGGAACAUAAGCUGGGCAGGUUACUUUGAGGACAUGCCCGGCCCGGGGUACAUGGGGAACUAUAGUGAUGGACAGACUGGGAACGGCACAUGGGACUAUGUGAGGAAACACAAUCCAUUUGUGUCGUAUGAAAGCGUCAUUAUGGAGGGAGAGCGGCUGCUGGCCCUAGACUCCUUCCGUGCCUUCCAAAGGGCCUUCAAGGCAAAGGAGGUUCCCCAAUUUGUGUUCAUGACCCCCAACAUGAUGAACGAUGGCCACAACACGAGCAACAAGUUUGCUGCUGACUGGGCCCACAAGUUCCUUCAACCUCUUCUGGAUCCUAAAGCUUUCGACGAAAAUACGUUGAUAAUGCUUACGUAUGACGAAUCGGAAGAUUACAGCCAGCCUAACCACAUCGUCACUUUGCUUCUGGGAAGCGCAAUUCCUCCAGCGCUCAAGGGAACAGAAGACAGCACCUUCUACACCCACUUCAGCUUGCUCUCGACCAUCCAAAACAACUGGAUACUGCCCAAUCUCGGCAGGUAUGACGUUGGAGCAAAUGUGUUUCAGUUUGUUGCAGAUGCGUCUGGUUACACCAAGAACAAGGAGCCUGCCAAUGCAGCGUCAGUCAACAAUUCAAUAUCAUACCCGGGGUUUCUGCACACCGAGCCCACAAACAGACUGGACAUCCCAAUACCAAACGACAAAUUGAUUGGCGCCGGUGGGCUUCCGAUCCUUGACAAGAUCAAGCAGAAAUGGGCCGGUAACAUCAAGAAGGUGGGGAAGACGCCGUACGACGGCAGCGGGAAUGUGCACGAUGGCGACAACCCGCCAGUCUACAACCCUCCCAAGGCCAAUUGA